GUCAUCCUGUCGUCGCUUUUCAGGUUCCCCCAUUUCGUCCUCCGCGUCUCUCGCCCUCUCUCUUCCUCGGCACCGGCCGGCCGGAGCGAGACGCCGCCAGCCGCCGGCAAUGCCUACGCUGGUCGCCGCCGGCGGGAUGAGAGCUACCGAGCGCGCCCGCCACCCGCGAUCGAGCCACGGUCCCCGUCCGCACCUGGACCACAUCAUGGCUAGGGCGAUGUGCGCCCACGCCAUGGAGGAGUCGACGGACACCAUGGAGGGCAUCAUGCGCGUCGUCCUCACCUGCCUCCCCACCCCGGCGCCCUUCUCCACAUCCCACGGCUCCCUCUCUUCCUCGGCGGGCGGUGGCGGCGGCAGCGGCGGCGGCGGCGAUGACCGCAUCAGCCGCCUUCCGGGCGCGCUGCUCUCUAACAUCGUGUCCCGCCUCCCGGCCAGGGACGCGGCGCGCACCGCCGUGCUCUCCACGCGCUGGCGCCGCGUCUGGGCGUCCACGCCGCUGGUCCUCGACGACGUCGACCUCCUCGACAUCCCCGACGAGGACCUCCGGCGCGGCCACUCCCACCGCGUCGACCUGGCCGCCGCCGCCUCCCGCGUGACCCGCGUCCUCACCUCCCACCGGGGCCCCUACCUCUGCGUCCACCUCACCUGCUGCAACAUGGCCACCCACUGGCCGAUGCUCUCCUACUGGCUCAGCCUCCUCGCCGCCAAUGGCGUCCAGGACCUCGUCUUCGCCAACCGCCCCUACCCGCUCGACCUGCCCCUCCCCGUCGAUAUCCUCCGCAUCCCUUCCCUCCGCAGCCUCUACCUCGCGUUCUGGACCUUCCCGGGCAUCCCCGGCGGCGCGCGCGGCCCCCACGUCUUCCCGCACCUCCGGGAGCUCGGCCUCUGCUUCAUCAGCAUCGACGCCCAGGACCUCGACGGCUUGCUCCAGUGCAGCCCCGUCCUGGAGACGCUCGCGCUCGUCUCCAACUCCUACUCCCCCGCUCACAUCCGCGUGCGCAGCCGCACCCUCCGCUGCGUGCUCUUCUGGAUGUCGCUGGCGCAGGAGAUCGCCUUGGUCGUCGCCCCGCGCCUCGACCGCCUCAUCCUGUGGAAGACGUUCAUGGGUUUCCCCGGCGAAAUCUUUUGCCGCACAAGGGUCAAGAUUGGUUACGCCACAGAGCUGCGAGUCCUGGGCUACUUGGAACCAAGAAUGCACGAGCUGGAGAUCGGCAAUACCACCAUCGAGGCUGGAACAAAGAUGAGUUCAGAUAAAACGGUACCAAGUGUCAAAAUCUUGGCCUUGAAGGUGCGAUUUGGGAUCCGCAAUGAAGCCAAGUUGCUGCCCGUCUUUCUCAGAUGCUUUCCCAAUGUUGAGACAUUACAUGUCAUGUCAGAUGAUGCUCAUGAUCCUACCGGCAAGCUCAAUCUCAAGUUCUGGCAUGACGUCGGCCCAAUCGAGUGCCUGCACUCACACGUCAAUAAGGUGGUGUUUCACAUGUUCAGAGGGGAGCGGAGCGAGCUCGCGUUCCUCAAGUUCAUCCUGGAGAGGGCCGAGGCAUUGCAGAAGAUUGUGGUUGUGUUGGCCAACAGAGACCAGGCCUGGGUGGACGAGAUGCGCGCCAAGCUGAGGCCCCUGGCCAUGGCGAAAAGGGCCAGCAAGAACCCUACGCUCUUGAUCGUUGCGCUUGAAGGUGGUAGUGCUUGGUCCUUCCACAGAGCAUCCGAUCUCUCUGUGAAUGACCCUUUUGACUACUGCUGAAGCUCAAGAUGAUCAGGUUUCAGUAUGACAGUACCUACAUGACAGCCAGUUAGCCAUUUUCAGAUGCUUGACAAAUUUUGCACGACCUAUAUCAGCUCUGACAAGGAUAAGCAGAAUUUGCUGUCACAACUAGUAAGUCUUAACAAAUACUAUUUUAUUCUUGGAGAAUGGGAAGCUUCAUGCUUCAGUAACUACAUAAUGCCAGAUAUUCUUUCAGAUGAUACAGUAGAUAAUAGGCAUGUCUUAUGUUUUACUAGCACAGACAAUGUCAGCUCCCACAAGCAUGAGCACAUAUUUGGCUGUAACAAGCAUGAGUACAACUCUUAACUUGUGGUCUGUGGAAGUGAGAUUUUUGUUGCCACACAUGCCGGGUAUAGGUGAAAGUUUGCAGAAACUACUCAUAUCAACACAUAUAUUUGCAAGAGCUACUUUCGAUCGUCGUGUCAUGUAUGCUCACAAACUGAAUUGAAGCAUUGUUGAUGCAACUUUGGUUAUCUGCAAGGUUUAACUAGCUGUUUGCUGCUAUAGAUGUGUGGUCCAAUGGUUCAUCUUUGAUCAGAGUGCAUUGUGUAUGGCUGUGUGCUGUGCAUGGAAUCAUAUUGUCAUAGCUGUUAACAUGGUACAAAUUACUCCUAGCAUGUGAAUAGAAACCAUGUGUGUGGUCACUUGGAUUGGUUGUCCACAUUGGACUAUCAGGCUGCCCUGGUGUUCGUGAAGUUGUAACCAAACGUAGGCACAAGCAGCUGCAGGGCUCCUGAGCAAUUUGGCUGGAUUAUCUGAUAGCAGAUCAGGUUUUCUCAAUGUUUUGUUUCCGGGGUGACAUGUGCAUAUAUCACUUUUGGUUCCGGGGUGAUAGCAGAGCAGGAUGCACACAAUCAUGAAGACUUAUAUGGCACUUGGUAACAAAUGUACAAUAAUAGACGCUCAGAAGCUUCCUUUGCUCAUCUGUAUCUAAAUUAUCUGUCAGUUCUGGAGAACAAUCAGAAAAAAAAAAGGUGAAGCUUCCUUUUGA
Molecule: messenger RNA, 2753 nt
Organism: Oryza sativa Japonica Group (Japanese rice)
Lineage: Eukaryota; Viridiplantae; Streptophyta; Magnoliopsida; Poales; Poaceae
Product: F-box/FBD/LRR-repeat protein At5g53840
Molecular function (GO): protein binding
Source: RefSeq, a predicted model, not a curated record